This is a messenger RNA of Cynoglossus semilaevis (tongue sole), 650 nucleotides long. RefSeq names its product valine--tRNA ligase, mitochondrial-like. Bases 81 to 650 code for a protein of 189 amino acids. Gene Ontology annotation, cellular component: cytosol. Gene Ontology annotation, molecular function: valine-tRNA ligase activity; ATP binding. The transcript is spliced from 7 exons. The record is from RefSeq and is a predicted model, not a curated record. NCBI's taxonomy places the organism in Eukaryota, Metazoa, Chordata, Actinopteri, Pleuronectiformes, Cynoglossidae. Gene Ontology annotation, biological process: valyl-tRNA aminoacylation.
CUCCUCUUUCAAAUCACAGUCGUUCAGGAGACAUCAUUGAACCACUGCUAAAGAAGCAGUGGUUCGUCCGGUGUGAUGAAAUGGCUAAAAACGCUAUUAAGGUGGUGGAGGAUGGAGAGCUGAAAAUCGUCCCGCACUUCUACGCUAAGUCAUGGAGGACAUGGUUGUCCAACAUCAGUGACUGGUGUAUUUCCAGGCAACUGUGGUGGGGUCACCAGAUCCCUGCCUAUCAAGUGGAGCUUCCAGAUUCUAGAACCAACACAGAAGAGGAGCGAUGGGUUUGGGGACGCACCGAGGACGAGGCGAGACAAAGGGCCGCUGUUAAAUAUGGAGUGCAUCCCACGUCCGUAAAUUUGACCCGAGGUGAUUCACUUUUCAAAACGACAUUAAAUGAAGCCUUUCAAACGAUUACAGUUUGUAACCUUAUUGAUCGCAGGAUCUUUAGCAAGGCCGGCAGCGAUGACAGUUCAUCUAUGAUUUGGGCACGAACUGACCGUGGAGACGACAUCAGCCUGUCCGUCUCUCAGGUGCUGAGCUGCAGACACUUCUGCAACAAAAUGUGGCAGACAGUCAGAUUCACAUUGGGAGUGCUGGAACACACCAAAGCCCCCAUUCAGUCACUGGAACAGUGCAAACCUCCACCUCUCUAA